This is a messenger RNA of Oncorhynchus keta (chum salmon), 1876 nucleotides long. RefSeq names its product F-box and leucine-rich repeat protein 16 (gene fbxl16). The record is from RefSeq and is a predicted model, not a curated record. Lineage: Eukaryota; Metazoa; Chordata; Actinopteri; Salmoniformes; Salmonidae. Gene Ontology annotation, molecular function: protein binding. The transcript has 7 exons. The coding region runs from base 381 to 1874 and encodes 497 amino acids.
AGAGCGAGAGAGGAAAAUCACGCUUUGUGUGACAGUGAACGCAUAUUGAAUGAAGAGGUAUCGGAUGCCCCUUAUUUGAGCGUUAACGGAUUUUAAGGGUAAAACAUCUAUUUUACUUAACAGACGCGUUUUUUUUAUCCGCCUCCGGGUUUAAGGAUCGGAUUCACGCGUCGAUGGCAUCAGUACCGGAGGGUGUACCUCUUGCCUCCACCAGGCACAACCGGUAACGGGAAGGGCUGCAGCUGCUGCCGUUUCUAGGGUUAUAUAUCUAUUUCUUCUCGUGCGAGCUGCAACGUUGAGGGAAACGUGACCAGAGUAAACCGGGACAUUUCGCCGAUCAUGGAGUAAUGCCCGAGUGAGCAGCGUAUGAGAGGUUCCCAAUGUUGAACAUGUCGACCCCCAGCGAGCUGAAGUCUCCGUGUGUCCCGAGAAACGGCAUGGUCAAGCUCCCCCCUCAGCCCAACGGUCUGGGCAGCGCCAGCAUCACCAAGGGCACGCCCGCCGCCAAGAACCGCCUGUGCCAGUCCUCCUCCGUGCCCGGCAUCCUACCCCCGCCUUCCCUACCCUACCACCUGGACCCCCUCAACCCCCUGGGUCCCUCUCUCCUGGGUCCAGACCUGGACCACAGCGCCCUGACGUCCCUCAAACCCCCGCUGCGCCAGGUCCCCCUCACCUUCCCCAAGCCUCACCUUCCCCUCACCCUGCCUCUGGCCCUUCUGCCGCCCCUGGAGCGCCAGCUGGCCCUGGAUGAGAAGCUGCUCAACAGGCUGCUGUGGUACUUCACCACGGCUGAGAAGUGUGUCCUGGCCCAGGUGUGUAGGACCUGGAGGAAAGUGCUGUACCAGUCUAAGUUCUGGGAGGGUGUCACGCCCAUCCUCCACGCCAAGGAGCUGUACGCCCUGCUCCCCGGCGGAGACAAGGAGUUUGUCAGCCUGCAGGCCUUCGCUCUCAGGGGGUUCCAGGCGUUCUGUCUGGUGGGAGUUUCAGACCUGGACAUUUGUGAGUUCAUUGAUAACUACCCCUUAUCCAAGAAGGGGGUGAAGUCGGUCAGUCUGAAGAGGUCCACCAUCACAGACGCAGGCCUGGAGGUGAUGCUGGAACAGAUGCAGGGUCUGAUGCACCUGGAGUUGGCCGGUUGUAAUGACUUCACUGAGGCCGGUCUGUGGUCCAGCCUGAACGCACGGCUCACCUCGCUCAGCGUCAGCGACUGUAUCAACGUAGCAGACGACGCCAUCGCUGCCAUCUCACAGCUACUGCCCAACCUGUCAGAGCUCAGCCUGCAGGCCUACCACGUAACCGACACAGCCAUGGCUUACUUCACAGCCAAACAGGGCUACACCACUCACACGCUGCGUCUCCACUCGUGUUGGGAGAUCACCAACCAUGGUGUGGUUAACAUGGUCCACAGCCUGCCCAACCUCACGGCUCUGAGCCUGUCAGGCUGCUCUAAAAUCACUGAUGACGGGGUGGAGCUAGUAGCAGAGAAUCUGAGGAAGCUGCGGAGCCUGGACCUCUCCUGGUGCCCACGCAUCACAGACAUGGCCCUGGAGUACAUCGCCUGUGACCUCCACAAACUAGAGGAGCUGGUACUGGACAGAUGUGUGAGGAUUACAGAUACAGGUCUAGGUUACCUGUCCACCAUGUCUUCUUUGAGGAGUCUCUACCUGCGCUGGUGCUGUCAGGUAUAUCCAAACCCUCAUAGGAACUCACUGGCCUUUGACACCAGUUGUCCACUCCUAACCACUACAGGUCUAUCUGGUCUGAUCCAGAUCCAGGAUCUAGAGGAGUUGGAGUUGACCAACUGUCCUGGCGCCACAGCCGAACUCUUCAAGUACUACUCACAACACCUGACACGCUGCAUGGUCAUCGAGUAGCC